AAGUGGAACUUCACGCGUUGCAGAGUUAUCUAUCUCGUAUUGAUCGAAGAAUCAAAACCGAAACUGAGAAAAAAAUAAGCACCCGAGAUUCUUCCUUGUUUCGUGUCUCAAACACAGUUUUGGUUUUCGUUAGCGCUUUUCUUUGUCUCUCUCUUGUUGUCAGCCUCAAUCUACCAUGAUUGGAGGUAAAGAUCUUCUUCCCAAUGGUGUUGACUACUCUGAGGGUGAGAACUCAAAGCAGAGUUUUGUUCAUGGCAAGGAUCACCCACAAGAGAAAAAACUGAAUAAUAGCACAAUUCUCAAAGAUUCAGAGGUGUGUGUUGAUGGAUUUAAGUCAAUACCCGCAAAAGUUGGAGCUUGUGGGUUGCAAGAGUUGACCCUGAGCUACCUCUGUGAUUACCCCAAAUUGGGUCUUGUUCAGAAAGAGGUUGCUGCUAGAAAAGGCAAAGAGGUUGUGGUUUGUGAGAAUUCAAAUGAAGAUGAGAAAUGGGUAGAGAGGGAUUUCUUGAGUUUAAGUGAAACUAAGGAGAAUUCUUCAAAGAGAUCCAUUGGGGAAGAUUGUGAAAGGGAAAAAGAUAGAGGCAACAACAAGAAGCAGAAGCUCGAAACUCUUAAUCUCUCUCUUGCUUUGCCUGAUGUGUCACUCUCUCUCACAGCCUCAAACGCUCUACAAAAUGGUGACCGACCAAUUAGGCCAAAGGCUAGUAAGCGACCAACCACCACACUGAAUUCAUGUUCAAAUGAUUACACAGCAGCUUCUUUAUCUUACUCUUAUUCUCACCCCUUCUCACACAACCCAAGUUGCUCCCUCACCCGCAAUUCAACUGAGAACUUUGAGUAUUCUGUGAGCAAGGAUGACCAAAUCUGGUAUUGUGGGGAGGGGACUAAUGGGUCAGUUCAUAGUAGGUUCAAGCCAAUAGGAGAUGGUGUUGCUUUGGCAAAUCAUUCAUUUAUGCAAGGGAAUAUUCAGCAUAAAACUGCUAGUUCAGAUAACCAAUCCCUUUUCCCUUCAGAAUUGCCUGCAAGACCAGGAUUUGAGACUCAUUCAGAGGGUUCAAGGGGAAAGAAUUCUGAGAGAGGCUUGGAAGGUGUGGUGGGUGGUGUGAAAACGAUGAAGCCUUCUACAUCAGAGAGAAUUCUAAGAGAAAUAGUUUCUGAGUCUAUCCCAGCCAUGGCAAUGACAUUUAAAGAGUUCUCCUAUGAAGUCAUAGCAUCAAUUAAGGAACACUUGAAGAGUCUCUUUGAAAUUCCUGAGAAGAAAGAGGAGUUAGUGAACCUACAGAACCGGCUUGAGCGAAGAUCUGACCUCACCAAAGGGACUCUCUCAAAGUGUCACAAAGAGCAGUUGGAGAUUUUGGUUGCUAUCAAGAUGGGCCUUGCAAGUUUCUUGUCUGCUAAGUUGCAAUUCUCUGAGAUGGUACAAGUUUUCUUGUACAUGAGAUGUAGAAAUGUGAACUGCAAGAGCUUGCUUCCUGUUGAUGAUUGUGACUGCAAGAUUUGCUCAGGGAAUAAGGGGUUUUGCAGUUCUUGCAUGUGUCCAAUUUGUUUGAACUUUGAUUGUGCGAGUAACACUUGUAGUUGGGUGGGUUGUGAUGUUUGUUUCCACUGGUGUCAUGCCGCUUGUGGCAUUCAGAGGAAUCUAAUCAAACCUGGUCCUAGCUUGAAGGGUCCUUUGGGGACCUCUGAGAUGCAGUUUCAUUGUAUUGGCUGUGGACAUGCUUCCGAAAUGUUUGGGUUUGUUAAGGAUGUUUUCAUGUGUUGUGCCAAGGACUGGGGCUUAGAAACCUUAAUCAAAGAGCUCGACUAUGUAAGAAGGAUUUUCAAGGGAAGUGAAGAUUGCAAAGGGAAGGAAUUGCAUAUUAAAACCGAUGAUAUGCUGUUAAAGCUUCAAGCUAAACUGGUGUCCCCUUCGGAUGCCUGCAAUUACAUCAUGCAGUUUUUCAGCUAUGCGGAUGGCAUGUCAGAAAUUCCUGCAUGUGGUAAAUCCUCAAAGGAUUUGUCAACAGCUAAGGCUAACCAUACAAUGGACAGAACAUGUCUCUCACAAUCUGCUUCUCUGAUAGCAAAAUACACUAAUGAUGACAUGAGCUACUCUAAGUCAAAUGAUCACCAACAGAAGGACCUCAAAACCUCAUUAAGUGAACUUAAAAAUGAGAAUGAUUUGCAAUUGUUAAGGAAAGGUGGUGUUGAAAGCUUGGAGUGCAUGGUGCGAAUAAAAGAGGCCGAAGCCAGAAUGUUCCAAACGAAAGCAGAUGAGGCAAGGAAAGAGGCAGAAGGGUUCCAAAGGAUGAUAAAGACAAAGGCUGCACAGAUGGAAGAAGAGUAUGCUGAAAGGCUUGGAAAGCUUUGCUUCCAUGAGGCCCAGGAAAUGAGAAAGAAGAAGCUUCAGGAAUUCAAUGUCUUAAAAGAUUCUCACUUUGAUUACUUCAACAUGAAAAGUAGAAUGCAAGAUGAGGUUGGUGGUUUGCUCAAGAGAAUGGAAUUGGAAGCAACCAAGCAGCAGUGGGUUUAGUACAUUUUGUUGUUUUUUUAUGUUUUUCUUUCUACGACUUUAGUAUAAUGUGUGCAAUUUAUUGAUCCAUUGCCAUUUGUGUUCUGUCCUUUUCUUAUUCAGAAUUUAUAUAUUAAUUUAAGUAAUUAAUAAUAGUAAAAUUUUAUUAAUUACUAUAUUUUAAAGUUUU
Messenger RNA from Abrus precatorius (Indian licorice), 2681 nucleotides. Its product is annotated as protein OBERON 3-like. NCBI's taxonomy places the organism in Eukaryota, Viridiplantae, Streptophyta, Magnoliopsida, Fabales, Fabaceae. The record is from RefSeq and is a predicted model, not a curated record. Gene Ontology annotation, cellular component: nucleus. The transcript has 2 exons. Bases 176 to 2512 code for a protein of 778 amino acids.